Messenger RNA from Acanthopagrus latus (yellowfin seabream), 4936 nucleotides. It is a transcript of the gene mrc1a, whose product is annotated as mannose receptor, C type 1a. The transcript is spliced from 30 exons. The coding region runs from base 114 to 4424 and encodes 1436 amino acids. Gene Ontology annotation, molecular function: signaling receptor activity. The record is from RefSeq and is a predicted model, not a curated record. Lineage: Eukaryota; Metazoa; Chordata; Actinopteri; Spariformes; Sparidae.
AGCAUGUCUCUGUGUCACACACACCUUAACACACACCAGACCUCUUCUCUCAUGACAGGAAAACUCUUCCACAGUUUCGUCCACCGCUGAGUGCACACUACACACUGAGGAUAAUGUUACCCUGUUUAAACUUUGCUGUGGUCCUCUGUCUCCUGCAGGUCCUCUGCAUUACCGCUGACAUAGACAGCGGCUCCUUCCUCAUCUACAACGAGAACCACAACAAAUGCAUCAAGGUGGAGACCGCCACCUCCAUCACGGUGGCCCAGUGCGAUCCUCACGCCAAAGAGCAGCAGUUUCGUUGGGCCUCCGAGUCGCGCAUCCUCAGCCUUAAGCUCAAGCUCUGCCUGGCGGCGACAGAAAUUACAGACUGGGUGAAGGUGGUCCUCUUUGAGUGUGAUGAGAGUAAUGUCCUCCAACACUGGCAGUGCAAGAAUGAGACCCUGUUUGGCCUGAAAAACGAGGACCUGCACUUAAACUGGGGCAACCGCAAUGAGAGGAACAUAAUGAUCUACAAAGGCUCGGGGCUCUGGAGUCGCUGGAGGAUAUUUGGCACCCGGGGAGACCUCUGUUCAAUGGGGUUUCAAGAGAUUUUCACAUUAGGGGGCAAUGGCUUCGGAGCGCCCUGUCAGUUCCCAUUUAGGUUUGCAGAGAAGUGGUACGCUGAAUGCACAAGGGAAGGCCGCGCAGACGGACAGCUGUGGUGUGCAACCGAGCGGGAUUACGAUAAACAGAGAAAGUGGGGCUUCUGUCCCACGAAAGGAACCUCAGGCUGGGACACCGACCCGGUCACAGGGGUUGAGUAUCAGAGGAACGCACUGUCAGUGUUGACGUGGCAUCAGGCCAGGAAGAGCUGCCAGCAGCAAGGAGGAGACCUCCUCAGCAUUGUAGAGCUACACGAACAGUCAUACAUCUCAGGGUUGACGAAUACAUUGGGAACGUCGCUGUGGAUUGGACUCAACAGCUUGGAUUUUGAGAAAGGAUGGCAGUGGAGCAACGGAAACCCUUUCAGAUAUUUAAACUGGGCUCCAGGUCAUCCCUCAUCAGAACCCGGGCUUACCUGUGCAACCCUUAAUGCUGGAAAAGCCUCAAAAUGGGAGAGCAGCUCUUGCGACAAGAAACUUGGUUACAUUUGUCGCAAAGGAAACUCUACCAGUCUGCCCACAAUACCAAGCAAAGACCAGCCCAGCUUCUGCCCCAGUCACUGGGUUCCAUACGCAGGUAACUGUUACUACCUGGAGAGGAAUAAAAAGAUGUGGAGGGACGCUUUGGCUGCGUGUCACAAAGAGGGUGGAGACCUGGCCAGCAUACACAACAUCGAAGAGCAGAGCUUCAUUAUAUCUCAGUCUGGAUACUUACCGACGGAUGUUCUCUGGAUUGGCUUGAACGAUCAGAGGAACCAGAUGCUGUUUGAAUGGUCCGAUCGCUCGCCUGUGACCUUCACGCAGUGGGAGACUGGUGAGCCGUCUCAUGUCACCAACCUCCAGGAGGACUGUGUCCUCAUCAGAGGAAAGGACGGGAGCUGGGUUGACCACAUGUGUGAGAGGGCGUAUGGAUACAUCUGUAAGAAGAAGGCCUCCACGAAGCCAGAUGAAGGCGCCCAAGAGGAAGCCAACCCAGGCUGCAAGCUUGGCUCCAUCAGGUAUGGAUCGUAUUGUUACAACAUUGGGUCAGAGAAAAAAACUUUUGAUGAUGCAAAGCGGGCAUGUGGAGAGGCCGGAGGAAACCUGGUGGACGUGGCUGAUAGAUAUGAGAACGCCCUCUUGGUCAGCAUGGUGGGUUUGAGACCAGAGAAGUACUUCUGGACAGGUUUAUCCAACACAGCCGACAAAAGCACAUUUAGAUGGACCACCAGAAGACGAGUAACAUUCACUAAUUUCAAUGUGGGCAUGCCAGACAGGCACCAAGGAUGCGUUGCCAUGACAACUGGGGUUUUUGCGGGAUUAUGGGAUGUUGUCAGCUGCAGCAACAAGGAGAAGUACAUCUGUAAGAAACCAGCGGAGGGUGUUCAUGUGACAACCGUUCCACCCACCACCCCGGCCCUGAGCUGUGAGGCCGGGUGGACUCCUGCUGGCAGAAGAAGUGUCUGCUUCAAACUUUACAAAAAAACAAAAACUCACAAGAAGACUUGGCAGGAAGCGCGGGACUUCUGCAAGGCCAUCGGUGGGGAUCUGAUGAGCGUACACAGUAGACAGGACCUGGAGAACGCUCCGUUUCAUUCCUCUGACGCAGCCUGGAUCGGCUUCAGCCUGGGUACCAAUCAAGGAUUUGUCUGGAGUGAUGGCUCAGCUUCAGACUAUGAGAACUGGGGCUACGGUGAACCAAACAACCACAAUGACAUUGAACACUGUGCAGAAGUCCAUUUAUACUACGGACGACACUGGAAUGAUGCGCACUGUGAGUCCACCAAUGACUGGAUCUGCCAGAUACGUAAAGGUGUGACUCCAAAACCUGAGCCUGUCCACAUGGAACCAGUUUACAACAAAACAGAAGAUGGCUGGAUUAUAUACAAUGACACACAUUACUUCAUCAACCAUGACGUCCUAGAUAUGGAAAGUGCUCGAGCCUACUGCAAAAAGAACUUUGCUGACCUUGCAGUCAUCACAGGGGAUAGUGAGAGGAAGUUCCUCUGGAAACGGAUACAAAAAGGCUCCGUGGGACAGUUCUACAUUGGGAUGACAGUGGAUUUAGAUAAAUCAUUUAGCUGGGUGGAUGGCACCCCUGUAACUUACACUGCAUGGGAUAAAAAUGAGCCCAACUUUGCUAAUAAUGAUGAAAACUGUGUGACUAUAUACCAGAACAUGGGGUACUGGAAUGACAUCAACUGUGGUCUGGAACUACCUUCUAUUUGCAAAAGGAGCAGUGAUUUUGUCAAUACAACAUCGGCCCCUACAACUAUUCCUACAGGAGGAUGUUCACCAGGGUGGAUACCUUUCCGAGGAAAGUGCUAUAACAUUUAUGUGGGGAAUGACAGUAAGAAAUGGCAGGAGGCCAGGACGUUUUGCCGAAGCCAAGGGGGAAAUCUAGUUUCUGUCCUCAGUCAAGGAGAACAAGCUUUCCUAACAACACAGUUGAUGAAAUACAAUGAGGAUUUGUGGAUCGGCAUGAAUGAUGUCAACUGGGAGAUGCACUUUUUGUGGACGGACGGCAAAGGCGUUCUGUACACCAACUGGGCCAAAGGGCAUCCCACAUCCACGCCAGACGGACGAUAUGCAUUUAUGGAUGAGGAAUACGACUGUGUGAUUAUGGUAGGCGGCAUCUCCAAAACAACAGGAUCCUGGAAGGUGGAAGACUGUCACACAAAGCAUGGCUUCAUCUGUAAAAUAAAUGUUGACUCCCGGAUUGUAGUCCGACCUACAACCGUGUCACCGAAGGCUUUUUACAAACUUGGCAAUGACUCCUACAAACUGGUGGCCCAGAAGAUGAGGUGGGAUGAGGCGAGGAGGCAGUGCCAAGCAGACGAUGCAGAUCUGGCCAGUCUGCUCAAUCCUAUAAACCAGGCCUACCUCGUCUUGCAGAUUUCCAAGCACAAUGAGCCUGUGUGGAUUGGACUCAACAGCAAUGUGACCGGUGGGCGGUACAAGUGGGUCGAUAACUGGAUGCUGUCUUAUACCAAAUGGGGCACAGAUGAGCCCAAACACAACUAUGGCUGUGUGUACAUGGAUGUGGAUGGAAAAUGGAAGACUGCACCAUGUAGCGAGACCCAUUAUUCACUUUGCAAGAGGUCACCAGUCAUAGCUCCCACUGAGCCUCCACAACUCCCUGGAAACUGCCCAGAAUCAAAGCGGCAGCGAACCUGGAUACCUUUCAGAGGCCACUGUUACUCCUUCCUCAAUUCAGUGGUGAACAACUGGGCCCAUGCCUCAGUUGACUGUCUGAAAAUGGGUUCUUCUCUUGUGAGUAUUGAGGACCCUCAGGAGAGUCUGUUCAUAACUCAGAAUGUGGAGCGUCUACAGGACGGUGCCAAGUCCUUCUGGAUCGGCCUCUACAAGAAUCAUGAAGGCGAGUGGAUGUGGAUCGAUAACAGUGUUGUUGACUACACCAACUGGAAACCAGGCCAAUUAAAAACAGAUUCAUGUGUAGACAUCAACUCUGAAACUGGGAAGUGGAGCACAAGCAGCUGCAGCAGAUAUAGGUCUUACAUCUGCAAAACACCCAAAGUUAUUACACCAACGGAAAAGCCACCAGCUGUUGCCCACAUCAUUAAAGAACCUUCUCACGGGUCAGCUGGAAUCACUGUGGCUGUAGUACUAGUUGUAAUCGCCUUAGCUGGACUUGGUGCCUUCCUCCUCUUCCGUAAACGGAUACCCAACCCUGUACUGGGAGAAAGCACCUUUGACAACAAGUUAUACUUCACCAAUCCACUCCGAGCCCAUGUGGACACCAAGGGUCUGGUGGCCAACAUCGAGCAGAAUGAACAAUCUUAGAUGGACAUGAGAUCAGUUGUGAUUAGCCCAAUGGAAAUGAUAUGAUCAGAGAUUUUCUAUUUUGGUUUCUGUCUUUAUUUUGGAUCACUGUACUGGGAGCUGAAUCACAACCAAAGCCUGUGGUGUUUUUCCAAAUACGAAGGGAGGGGAAAGAUUAUUAUAUAAUAACAUGAAUCAUUAUAUAAUAAUUAAUACAGUACAAGCACUGGCACAGCACUAAACAAAUCAUGGAGGAGAUAAUAAGUGAACAAUCUAUAACAAAAUUUACAAGAUGACGUGAUUUGUGAAAUGUGUACAGAUUAUAUUUUAUUUUUACCAACCAAAGGAAAUGAGAACAUUUGUAGACCAAACACCAGUUGAAAAUCAAGAAGGGUGAAGAUGUUUAAUUAAUGAAAUUAGCCAGAUUUUUCUCAGUUGGAUUGCUUGGAUUGGCUCUAUGGCCUGUUCAUCAGCAUAUUUCUGGCUUAAAACAUUGUAAAUAGAUGCAAAAUAAAAUAAAUGAAAUGAAAAAA